Molecule: messenger RNA, 708 nt
Organism: Sodiomyces alkalinus F11
Lineage: Eukaryota; Fungi; Ascomycota; Sordariomycetes; Glomerellales; Plectosphaerellaceae
Exons: 5
Coding region: 1-708 (235 amino acids)
Source: RefSeq, a predicted model, not a curated record
AUGUUUGCCGGUAGCGACGAGUUACCAGUGUUUAGGCCAUUUCGGCCGACUAUCACAAAUCCGUCAUUGGCCGAAUUCUGUUACGCAUUUGUUAAUUCUCAACGCCUUGCCGGUUUUGACUUGGAGCCAAUUGGCCCCCUGCCUGGCACACAUGCCGCGUCCGGCGUGGGCACAAAGUCGCCUUACGUGCCCCAGCAAAAGGGGCGUAACGCGGCCAACAUGAUCGUGGGGGGGCGCGAUGGGCUGAUGGAAGUGGCCAAGGUCGUUCACCUUUUCACUUUCAUUCCUUCCACUCACCGUCAUCUUUUCCAUCCAACUCUUCUUGCUCUCACACUCAUCUUCACACCACAUCCUCCCACAAGCUCUCCUCGUCUCAAGCUCGAUUUCUUUCCAUCUCACCGGGAAAAAAAGGGAAAGAAAAAAACACUUCAAAACAAACAAUUCGAAACCAUGUCGUCCCCGACCGUCGAGACCGCCCCCCAGCUCGAGCAGCAAGUGGCCAGCUCCUUCGCUGUACCCAACCAGCCUUCCCACUUCCUGUCGCUGGCGCCCACUACUUCGUCCACCUAUCCCCAGGCUUCUGACUUUACCGGCCGCAUCGCUCGUCGCAGCUCCAGCGUCAGCAGCACCGCUUCCAAGCCGGGGUUCCAGUUCCUGAAGCUGGGUCCCGUCCACUAUGGCGUGCACCAUGACGACGAUGAGGAGUGA